AUGAGUAGCAUUUACCUUCCAUCAUGGACGGAACAGCAGAGCCUAUUCAAGUUGUCAUGUGCGGAUGCGGAAACGUGCAACCAGUUUUCUAGCAUGGAUACUCCCAUGUCUUCUUUGCAAAGGGCAGACUCUGAAGUGGCCGCAAAGAAAAUGGCCAUUCCACGGCUUGCUGAAGGCACAGAGUCGGCAUUUACCUCGCCUGGUAGAUUCCACCGUCGACAUGUCCGUCGAGCGUGCGAGUCAUGUCGACAGAGAAAGACUAAAUGUACUGGAGAUAAAUCCGGGUGCCGCAAUUGUCGCGAAGCCGGCAUUAUCUGCUGUUAUACAGAUGGCAAACGAGAGAAGUCCAAGAGGCAGCUCGCUAGCUUAUCAGCAAAAGUACAUGCUUACGAGGACGUCAUCAAAAGACUUAGCAGUCGACUUGGUGUCUCUGAUGAACAGCUUGUUAAUAUUGCAUUGACAGCGGGCGCUGCUCCUGAUAUUACGCUUAACGGUGAUGGAAAUGAAGCCGGAGAGCAAAAUGUCUUUUGGGACUCGGAGCCUCCACCAUCUCGUUCCUCGUCCACCACCCCUUUGGACCAAGUCGAUCAUACAGAGGAAGACUUUAAUAGAGAUGAGACCGCCCGUGCCACCGGAUUCAUUGGCAAGAGCUCCGAGAUAAACUGGCUCCAGAAGCUUAGCAAAGAGGUCAACAACGAAUGCGAGGCUUGGUCUGCAAGUAUGUCUAAUUCGGGCGACGACAAUGGCUUACCAUCGCCAACUUUGACGCCUCGACCGGAUAAUCCCGUCGAUCCUCUAAUGGCGUCUGCAAACUUCUACCUCGAUGACAUGGAUAUUCCCGGCAAAAGCCAAGUUGACGCCCAUGCCGUCCCUUCACGAGAGACAGCAACCCAGCUUCUUAAUGCUUAUCUUACCUCGGUGCAUCCGUCUUUCCCAAUCAUUGGUGUUUCUACCUUUGUCUCCCAGUUUCGGGUAUUUUUCAGUCAACCAACGUUAAAGCCCGGAGAUAAGUGGCUAGCUAUCCUCAAUCUAAUCUUUGCUGCUGCGGCAAAAUACGGACAAUUGACUGAUGCAGAGUGGAAGGAAGGGGAUGAUGCCCAUGAUCUGUAUUUUGCAAGGGCGAGAGCUCUGAGCUUGGAAAAUCAGCUCCUGCACCACCCCGAUUUACAGCAGUUACAGGUUGAAGGUCUUGCUUGCUUGUUCAUGAUGUCAUCCGGGCAUAUUAAUAGGGCGUGGAAACUGUGCGGAAGCGCUGUUCGAGGUGCAUUGGCACUUGGUCUACAUUUACGUAACGUUGGGUCCUGCACCUCUGAUACAUCCAAGGAGAUCCGAUAUCGCGUCUGGUGGUCUCUGUACAAUGUUGAUCAUCUUCUUUCCGUUAUGACUGGACGCCCGUCAUGCAUCAUCGAUAACUGCUGUACAACGCCUCUUCCUGUGCCCUUUGACGAAAGUGAAUUCCAGAGAGAUAAGGUCGCACAAAUGAUCAGCACCGCCGGACGGGCUACCUUAAGCCCUCUAGACCGGAUGUCUGCCAGUCAUAGUGCGGCCAGCCUGGAGUCCACCGCCGACAGAUACAAAAACGAGACACACAUGGAGACGAACACAAAGAUGAGCCGAGCAGAUUAUCUCAAGAGCCUACCGCCGUGUGUGUCGCUGCAUUUCUUGCAGUUGACAUCCCUCAACACCAUAGCCAAGAGGAUGACGAUGAAGCUUUACAGCCCCGAGGCGCUGCAGUCACCAUGGGCCAGCACCCAAUUCACAAUUCAGAGUCUCAUGCUCGAACUUGAUUCCUGGUUUAUGAACCUCCCUUCGGCUUACGAUUUUACCUCUACUCAGACAUCACAGUGCCCUCUUGGUCAACGAAUGGGCCUCGCCUUUCUAUUCUACAGUACUAAGAUUGGUAUUACCCGUCCUUGCCUUUGUCGACUCGACCCAUCGCCAGCCGAGGGCGAUAAAACCCACGAGUUUUGCAGCAAAACAGCUGCUGAGUGUGUCGAAUCCGCAUGCCACAUGCUUACACUGUUCCCGGACCCCCCUGACGCAGCACUCCUCCACCGCAUCUCUCCAUGGUGGUGCACACUUCACUAUUUGAUGCAAUCAGCUACCGUCUUACUACUGGAACUUGCUUACCGGGCUCAACAUGUCCCCGAAAAAGCAAUCAUGGUAUCAAAGGCAGCCAAAAAGGCCCUGGAUUGGCUGUCGACUUUAUCCAAAUCGAACCUGGCGUCCGAGCGGGCCUGGAAGCUCUGCAAUGGAUUCCUACUUCGACUGGUGCCCCAUGUCGGAAUUGAUGUGGAUGACUUCUCAGGAAGUGAUAAUGAGGAGUCAUCCGCUGCCUCUCUUCUCGAUGCAAGUGAUCUCAUGGACGCUGCUGCUCUUGCGGUGGAUCAAACGGUCGAGGACAUCGCAUUCGACCCGUCUGUGACUCUGCCAACUGAUCCUGUUUUAGCUGCUGCGGAGAUCGCUGCGGAGAUGGACUCCCUUGCAUGUUCCCCAAUAGAUCAGGCAAACACUCCACUUGCCAUGCCUGUGUCCUGUAACCUUGAGCCGGAUCUUAUGGAAUUCAUCAAGCCAGAGAAAUCAAUCUCUGGUCGGAGUCCCUACGAUAAUUACUUCCCUUAUGAUCCUGCAACCGGUCAGAUUACAGGCUCAUUCUUCCCGAGUGGGUCGAACCUGGACUUCGAUCUGGGAUAUACUUGGCCAGAUCCUGUUUGCUGA
Molecule: messenger RNA, 2718 nt
Organism: Penicillium odoratum
Lineage: Eukaryota; Fungi; Ascomycota; Eurotiomycetes; Eurotiales; Aspergillaceae
Product: CeGAL family transcription factor
Exons: 5
Coding region: 1-2718 (905 amino acids)
Biological process (GO): regulation of DNA-templated transcription; DNA-templated transcription
Molecular function (GO): DNA binding; zinc ion binding; DNA-binding transcription factor activity, RNA polymerase II-specific
Source: RefSeq, a predicted model, not a curated record